This is a messenger RNA of Myodes glareolus (Bank vole), 5148 nucleotides long. RefSeq names its product phospholipid-transporting ATPase ABCA3-like. Gene Ontology annotation, biological process: transmembrane transport; lipid transport. Gene Ontology annotation, cellular component: intracellular membrane-bounded organelle; membrane. The record is from RefSeq and is a predicted model, not a curated record. Gene Ontology annotation, molecular function: ATP binding; ATP hydrolysis activity; lipid carrier activity. NCBI's taxonomy places the organism in Eukaryota, Metazoa, Chordata, Mammalia, Rodentia, Cricetidae.
UAACAUUAUUAAAAAAGAAAAAGAAAAAAUGAAGAAGAAAAGAAAUAAAAACACCUUUCAUCCCUAGAGUUGAGCACACAUAUUUUUUUUUUUGUAGAAGGAUGAAUCAGUUGAUAGUCAAACAAUUAACAGUUCUUCUCUGGAAAAAUUUUACAUUAAAGAAAAGGCAGAUGAUUAGUUCAGUAACAGAAAUCAUGGCAGCUUUGUUGUUUGUAAUAAUGUUGUUGCUAUUCCGUGCAUUUACGAAUAUAACCAUUGCUGGACCGUAUCAUUUCAAACCUCAAUCCAUUGCUACCAUGCCUUCUUUCAUCAAAGAUGCUAAGGAAUGGGAAUUGGUUUACAUACCUUCUGACAUUGAUGUGGUAACAGAAAUCAUUGAGAAUGUAAAGAAGAAUCUCAACACCACUAUAAAAGUUCGAGGCUUUGCUUCAGAAGCUGAGUUUGAGAAGUAUAUUCUGUUUAAUUAUACAUCUCAGAAGGUGCUGGCUGCUAUUGUUUUUGACUGUGGCUUCAAAAACAAAAAUGAUCCUCUGCCACUUAAGGUAAAAUAUCAUUUGCGUUUUAUUGGUACACAAAGGACCAUCUGGUGGCCCGACAAGCUAGGUUGGAAAACAGCAUUUCUUUUUCCUAAUCAUCCUCCUAUACAACCCAGGAAUCCAAAUUUUAUUGAUGGAGGAAGUCCUGGGUAUAUCAGGGAAGGAUUCCUGGCAGUACAGUAUGCCUUGGAUGAGAGCAUUAUGUUGUAUCAUGAAAACAGUGCUGGGAAAAAGCUAUUUGAUGAAAUUAAUGUUCUCAUACAGAGAUUUCCAUACCCAGCUCAUCCUCACGAUAAAUUACUUUGGAUCUCCGGCCCUUUCUUCCCCUUGAUGUUCAUACUUAUGUUCUCUUCCAUUGUACUCUCCAUCAUGCGGUCCGUUGUGUUUGAGAAGGAGAAAAGAUUGAAGGAAUACCAGCUCAUAAUUGGGCUUAGAAAUUGGAUCAUCUGGGCUGGCUAUUUCUUCACCUUCUUCCCUUUAUAUGUCGUCAUCAUCUUUUUGAUAUGUGCAUUACUCUUUGUCCAGAUUGCAGAGGAGCCAGUCUUGCGAUACAGUGACAGUAGUUUCAUCUUUGUCUUUCUUACAUGUUAUGCCAUCGCGUCUAUAUGCUUUGCCUUUAUGGUUAGCACUUUCUUCAAUAAAACUCAUGUAGCUGCUUCUGCUGGAAGCCUCCUGUUUUUUGCCAGUUUCUUUCCCUAUAACUUCAUCUCUGAAAACUAUGGAACGUUGGACCUUACUACCAAGGUGACUGCCUGUCUGAGCGCAAAUGUUGCAUUGGCACUAGGGAUUAAUAUUUUAACCAAGAUGGAAAUAAAAGAGAUUGGUGUUAAAUGGCAUAACCUUUGGACACCAACCAGUCUUGGGGAUAACCUCCUCUUUGGCUAUAUGUUUGGAAUGCUUUUGCUUGAUGCUUUCUUAUACAGCCUUGUUACCUGGUAUGUAGAAACUGUCUUUCCUGGGCAGUAUGGUGUGCCUCAACCAUGGUACUUUUUCCUUAUGCGCUCAUACUGGUUUGGCAAACCAAAAAUUAGAAAGUCUGCAGAAGAGACGAAGUGCUUACCCAUAAAACAUGACUGUUUUGAGGCUGAACCUACCAACUUGGUGGCAGGUAUACAGAUCAAAUGUUUGCACAAGGAAUUUAGAAACAAACCUGCAGUAAACAACCUGUCGCUGAACGUGUAUGAGGGGCAGGUCACUGUUCUUCUGGGACACAAUGGGGCAGGAAAGUCCACAACCUUGUCUGUUCUCACAGGUCGUUUUCCUGCUACCAGAGGAGAAGCCUAUAUUAAUGGAUAUAAUAUUUCGGAUAACAUGAUUGAAAUUCGAAAAGAGUUGAGCUUCUGCCCUCAACAUGACCUGUUGUUUGAUGACUUGACACUAUCAGAACACCUUUUUUUCUACUGGACGGUCAAAGGAAAACCUAAGGACGUAUGCUGUAGGGAUAUUGAGCGUAUGAUGUCUCUGUUUAACCUGAAAGAUAAUUACCAUUCAUUAUCUGGCUCAAUGAGUGGAGGAAUGAGGCGCAAGCUCUCCAUCAUUAUAGCGCUUUCAGAGAGCUCCAAGGUGGUGAUACUUGAUGAACCAUCAUCUGGCAUGGACCCAGUAUCAAGAAGGGCCACCUGGGAUUUCCUUCAGCAUCUUAAACGCCGUCGGACCAUUUUAUUAACCACCCACUACAUGGAUGAAGCUGACAUCCUGGGUGACCGCAUUGCUAUCAUGGUCAGGGGGACCUUGCACUGCUGUGGUUCUUCAGUCUUCCUGAAACAAAUAUAUGGUGCUGGAUAUCGCAUAGUGAUGGAGAAGGAACCAUAUUGUGAUGUUUACAAUAUCUUUGCAAUGAUUCAGCAUUAUGUUCCAGACGCUGUGUUGGAUAAUGAUUUAGGAAGUGAGUUAUCAUUUCUCCUACCCAAAAAGUAUGUAUCAAGAUUUGAAGCUUUGUUUACUACAUUGGAAAUGAAACAGAAAGCACUGGGAAUUGCCAACUUUGGAGCUUCAAUCACUACAAUGGAAGAGGUUUUCCUUAAGGUCAAUAAGAUGGCAGCUCCCCAAAGGAGUAUUCAGGAUAUCAAACCCUAUUACUUGAAUUAUGAAAAGAUGAGACAAGAUAAGCAGCAGAAUGUGAAUAUACCCAGAAAUUAUAACAGACAAAAUUUUCCCUAUUUGAGAGAAAUUAAUACAAUUAAAUUUAACACUGGGUUUCCGCUUUACCGCCAGCAGUUUUGUUCCAUGUUUAUAAAAAGAGCACUAUUCAUGUGGCGCAACUGGAAGCUGAUGUUACUACAGAUCAUAGUAAUUACGGUUGUCACUACAUAUCUUUUAUUAGCUCUGCGCUUAGAAGAUAAUGAUUUACCUGAAAGGGAAUUGGAUUUGACUCACUAUGGUAGAACCAUUGUUCCUUACUCAAUUUCAGGGAAUUCUGAUUUGGCUCUGAAUCUCAAAAAGAACCUUAAGAUUUUUCUACAGUCAAAGAAUCAAAACUUAAGAAAAAUAAAAGGUGAUAUAAAUGAUUACAUAUUGGGAAGUAAAGAGUGUCGUAACUUCUGCAUUAUUGCACUUUCUAUUAAAGUUGAGAAAAACAAAACAGUGCUCACUCUUUUCUUCAAUAAUGAGGCAUACCAUUCAUCUGCAAUAUCCCUGGCAGUAUUAGACAACAUUCUUUUUAGGACCCUUUCUGGACCUAAUGCUUCCAUUACUGGCUUCAAUAAGCCUCAACCUCACCCUUAUUAUGGUCCUAACACAGUGCCUGUAAGUGGAUUGCAAAUAGUACAGUGUUUGGUUUUUGGCAUUUCUGUGGUGGUGGGGACCUUUAGUCUCCAGACAGUGACUGAAAGGAUCAGUCAAGCCAAGGACAUCCAGUUUCUGAGUGGUGUGUAUGUGCUCACGUACUGGCUCUCUGCCCUGUUGUGUGACCUCAUCUUCUUCUCCAUCCCCUGCUGUGUACUACUGGGUGUAUUCAGAGUCUGCCAAGUGGAUGCAUUUAUUGUGAGUUAUAACUUUCUGGACAUAAUGCUGAUUUUCAUGCUGUAUGGCUGGUGUGUUGUUCCUCUCACAUAUCUUGGAAGCUUCCUGUUCCAGAGCAGCACUACUUCCUACAUCAAGCUCACACUUUUUAACUACUUCUCAACUAUUUUCAGUAUCGUCAUUUCUACUAUACUGAAAUUUUAUGGUAGUGACGUUCCUGAAUUCGUCAGCAACCUCAUAAAUUCAGCUUUAAUGAUACUGCCCGGUUACAACUUUGCAAUGAGUAUCAGCAAGUAUUUUGAUGACUAUGAGGUGAAAACGCUGUGUGCUCAGAAAUUUAGAAGGAUCCACAUGGACUGCAGUGAGUCGUAUACUCAGAAUGAUGUGUAUGGCUUUGGAGAGCACGGCAUUGGGAAGUUUCUGGUCAUGCUGGCUGCCAUGGGUUUAGUUUUUCUCCUCUUGCUUUUGUGCCUGGAGACAGUUUCAUGGAACCUGAAGAACUUGGUCUUUCGUAACAUUAUUUUUUAUUUCUACAACAAAUUCAGAAACAUCAGGGAAGCUGUAGAGUCUAACCAAGGAAGCAAAGAAGAGGAGGAUGAAGGCAUACAGGAAGAAAGAAGGAAAGUCCGCACACUGCUACUCAGGUCCCAGCAUACCCCUCUGGUCCUCAAUGAAGUUUCAAAGAUUUAUUUUAAGUGUCCUGUUGUUGAGGCUGUGAGAAAUAUCUCCCUUGUAGUCAGGAAGUCAGAGUGCUUUGGAUUGCUUGGAUUAAAUGGAGCUGGAAAAACUACUACCUUUAAAAUGCUGACCGGAAUCGAGACUAUCACCUCUGGAGUCGCGUUGAUCGACGGCCGGAGUGUCACCAAAAAUCAAAAAAAGAUUAGGUCAAGAAUUGGUUACUGUCCUCAGUCCGAAUCUGUGCUGAACCACAUGACAGGCCGGGAACUGCUGAUCAUGUACUCCAGGCUGUGGGGAGUUCCAGAGCAAAACAUUGAAGAGUAUGUGGGAACCUUUCUUCAUUCAGUGUACCUGGAACCCAUUGCUGACCAGCUUAUCCACACAUACAGUGGUGGAAACAAACGUAGGCUAAGUACUGCUAUUGCCCUAAUGGGAAAGUCUUCAGUUGUCUUACUGGAUGAGCCAUCUACUGGCAUGGACCCAGUAGCUCAGCAUCUGCUAUGGGACACAGUUACAUGGAUCUGUAAGACUGGUAAAGCUGUCAUCAUAACUUCUCACAGAAUGGAAGAAUGUGAGGCACUCUGUACGAGGCUGGCCAUCAUGGUAAACGGGAGGUUUACAUGUCUAGGCAGCCCCCAGCAUGUCAGAAAGCGGUUUGGUCAUGUGUACACUCUAACAGUAAAGAUCAAUAUUGCUGAGAAUGAAGAUAAAGUAGCAGAGUUCAAAAAAUUCAUUGAAACAACUUUCCCAGGUAACAUCAAAAACCAGGAGUUUCAAGGGAUUAUUGGCUACUAUAUUCCAAGCAAGGAAAUCUGCUGGGGAAGGGUAUUUGAAGCUAUGGAGGAAGCUAAAGUGCUGUUCAAUCUGGAAGACUAUUCUGUCAAACAAGUGGCACUGGAGCAAAUCUUUCUGACCUUUGCUAACACCGACAGGAGGAGAACUUCUGAUGAAAUAAAUAUGCUGUAAGAUUGCA